Messenger RNA from Bipolaris victoriae FI3, 1254 nucleotides. RefSeq lists its product as hypothetical. The record is from RefSeq and is a predicted model, not a curated record. Bases 1 to 1254 code for a protein of 417 amino acids. NCBI's taxonomy places the organism in Eukaryota, Fungi, Ascomycota, Dothideomycetes, Pleosporales, Pleosporaceae. Gene Ontology annotation, molecular function: protein serine/threonine kinase activity; ATP binding. Gene Ontology annotation, biological process: intracellular monoatomic cation homeostasis; intracellular signal transduction; protein phosphorylation. The transcript has 2 exons.
AUGGAUACUGAACCAGGGCCAACUGCUAAUACUGCCUCAAGCGAUCCACCAUCGGCAACGAAUCCUUCCUCUGAAGCAACCAGAAAGAAUAGCAUUGGCGCCCAACCGGUUAAUAAUGCCAAGUCGAGUCGUCGUCCACUGCCAAGGCAAAUGUCAACUAUCAAGGCAGCCGAUGUGCGUGCAAGAUUUCGGGAAGAUGUAUAUGGCGAUCAUGAACAUACCAUUCAUAGUCACCGGAACCGUGAAAAGUCUUUCAAAAUGAUCCGCCAUCUCAAAGAGCAGCAGAUACGGCAGGUGGCAUCAAACUGGUUCAAAAGGCUGCGAAAGGAGACAGCAGAUCCCGCUGUUGUGCAAAACAUGUCUGAUCCCGCUCAAGUCCUCGCCCAUAAAUAUGGUAAAUGCGGUGAUGUGCUUGGAUGGGGUGCUUUUGGUACUAUCCGUGCUUCCUACAAGAUCGACGAGAAGAAUCCGAGUAGCAAGCAAGUCUUUGCAAUAAAAGAGCACAAACAGCUCGAAGGAGAAUCACAGGAAAAGUACCAUAGGCGCGUAGUUUCAGAAUUCCGCAUCUCAUCAUCGCUACACCACCAAAAUAUUCUUGCUACUUUGGAUCUUCUGCAGGACGACAAGGGCGUGGAAUGCCAGAUUAUGGAGUACUUUCCUGGGGAGGAAUUGCACUCAGUUAUCCUGCAUGCUGGUGAACUUGAAGAGACAGAAGCUGAUUGCUUCUUCAAACAGUUGAUACAAGGACUAGUAUAUAUGCAUGAGAUGGGCGUGGCACAUCGCGACCUCAAGCCCGAGAACGUCCUCCUAACUACGAGUGGGUUAGUCAAGAUCAUCGACUUUGGGAAUGCAGAAUGUUUCCGUGCAGCCUGGGAGACAGAAGCACGCAUGAGUUCUGGAGUCUGCGGCUCUUUGCCUUAUAUCGCUCCAGAGGAGUUUACACUCGAGGAAUUUGACCCCCGCCCGCUAGACGUGUGGGCUUGCGGUAUGAUCUACAUGGCCAUGCGAACCGGGGAGAAUCCGUGGCGCGCUGCAAAGCCGGAAGAAGAUGCAAAAUAUCAGCAAUACGUCACAAAGCGCAAGACAGAAGCUGGCUACGAGCCGAUUGAAUGUCUGAGACGUCGCCAAUGCCGAAAUGUCGUUUACUCUAUCCUCGAGCCUAGUCCCAUACGCCGUUUGACAGCCCACCAAGUUCGAUCGUCUGAAUGGGUUCAGCAGAUUCCGCUUUGCUGUAGAGACACGACAAAUGACUAA